UCUUAAGGCUUGUGAAGAAACAGCUGCUUGAUAUUGCCAGACCAACCACCUCCCCAUUCCGCCAUACACCAUGUUGAGGUCAGGAGUGUUGCUGCUUUUUGCUUGCUGGACAUGUGUCCAGGCAGUGGUCAGAUACGAUGGACACCGGGUGUUGAGAGUUGUCCCCAAAACACCAACUGAAUAUAAGACCGUGCAGAAGUUGGAGGCUUUCGCAGAAAAAGAUAAUGUUGACGUAUGGCGCCGCAGCAAUGGCGUUGGUAGUCCAUUUGACUUCCGGGUCACUCCAGAUGACUUUAUCGUCAUGACGUCGUGGUUGCACAUGUACGGCCUGCGUUACGAGGUGAUGGUGAAAGACGUCGAGAUCGCCGCGCAGAAACAACGACAAUCCAACAACAAAUCCACCAACGCCAUUGAUUUUGAUUAUGGUAGAUACCAUGACUUUGACGAGAUCAACCAGUGGAUUACCGACAUAGCUGCUGAAUAUCCCAACAUCGUCACCGUUAUUACAGCUUCACAGACAUACGAAGGCAGGAACGUCCGGGGUCUUAAGAUAUCAGCGAGCAGUACAACGAAACCGGGCCUGUGGUACCAAGGCGGUAUACACGCCCGAGAGUGGAUCUCCCCCGCCACUGUAAUGUACAUCACAGCGAAGUUACUGGAACAAUACCCCACACGGUCAGAGGUGAAGGAGAUUCUGGAGGGAUUUGAUAUCUACGUCGUUCCCGUCCUCAACGCCGACGGCUACGUCUUUACGUGGACAGAGGAACGUCUCUGGAGGAAGACGAGAACAGAGCAUGGCAUUUGCAAGGGGGUCGACCCAAACAGGAACUACGGAUUUCAGUGGGGAGAAUCUAGCGGGUCCAGCGGGGACCCAUGUUCCGACACGUACCGAGGGCCAAGUGCGUUCUCUGAACCCGUCAUUAAAGGCGUCACCGAUUACAUCAAGGACAGCGGGGUGACGUUCAAGGGAUUCAUCGACUUCCACAGUUAUUCUGAAGUUUGGAUGACGCCAUGGGGAUACACCACCGACACCCCAACGACUUCACCGACCAGGAUGCCUGUUCAGCUGCUGCCACGGCUGCCCUCAAAGCAGUGCAUGGAACAACCUAUGAACAUGGAACCAUUUCCAAUGUCUUGUACAUCGCCAACGGCAACUCUGUAGACUGGGCGUAUGGCAGUAUGGGGAUUAAGUACGCAGCCACCCCCGAGCUGAGGGACAAGGGCCAGUUUGGUUUCCUCCUCCCAGCUGACCAGAUCCUCCCGUGUGGGGAGGAGACGUUGGAAGGGUUUCUGGCCUAUGCCAAAUAUGUGCUUGACAACUGAUGUAAAGUGAAAAACAA
This is a messenger RNA of Haliotis rubra (blacklip abalone), 1340 nucleotides long. RefSeq names its product carboxypeptidase B-like. NCBI's taxonomy places the organism in Eukaryota, Metazoa, Mollusca, Gastropoda, Lepetellida, Haliotidae. The coding region runs from base 71 to 1162 and encodes 363 amino acids. Gene Ontology annotation, biological process: proteolysis. The record is from RefSeq and is a predicted model, not a curated record. The transcript is spliced from 10 exons. Gene Ontology annotation, molecular function: metallocarboxypeptidase activity; zinc ion binding.